Messenger RNA from Beta vulgaris subsp. vulgaris (sugar beet), 1976 nucleotides. RefSeq names its product pectinesterase QRT1. Gene Ontology annotation, biological process: cell wall modification. Lineage: Eukaryota; Viridiplantae; Streptophyta; Magnoliopsida; Caryophyllales; Amaranthaceae. The transcript is spliced from 5 exons. Bases 437 to 1522 code for a protein of 361 amino acids. Gene Ontology annotation, molecular function: pectinesterase activity. The record is from RefSeq and is a predicted model, not a curated record.
UUUUACUCAAUUAAAAUUUUCUCACAUCUUCAAUCCAAUUUCUACAAACAAACUUAUAAAAACAAAAUUCUCAACUCCUACAUCUUCAAAAUUCUUUCUUACCCACAAAAUAAAAACUUUGGAUUAUAACACUUCUAACACUCUUUUAAUGACACCCAUUUUUCAUUACAUUUCCCAAAUUUAUUUCCCCCCAAAAAUUAUUUUCCCUCCCAAUAAAUAUUAAAAACCCGAAAAAAUCAUUUCACAUUUAUACAACCAAUAUUAAUUUUGAUUACCACCGAAGUGUCACAGAGUAAGACGCUCCAAGUAUUUAUUUCUCUCACCUCUUUCACAUUCUCAUCAAAACCUUCAAUACCCACUUCAUAUUUCAUCAAAUUCAACAAUUUUAGCAAAUACCCACAAAAAUUUAGCUACUCAUAAUCAUAUUAAUUGAGUUAUGUUGCUUAGAAAUAUACAGAUACUCUGUUUUUUGGGUGUUUUAGUUGAGUUGGGAUUUUGUCAAAAAAGUACCAGAAAUUACAAUUACAUAACAUGGAAUGAUAUAAAAGUUGAUGAAUUAAGAGAUUCAAUGUCGAAAAAUGAGAUUAAAGGAAAGCAAAAUUGGAAUAAUAGUGGAAUUAUUGUUGUUGAUAAAAGUGGAAAAACAGGGGAUUCAGUGACAGUUCAAGGUGCUGUUGAUUUGGUUCCUUAUGGAAAUUCUCAGAGAAUUAGGAUUUUAAUACUUCCAGGAAUUUACAGGGAGAGGGUAACUGUACCAAGCUCCAAGCCUUACAUUUCCUUUAUUGGAACAGAAAAUCAGGCUUCAAAUACAGUAAUUACAUGGAAUAAUAAAGCCUCUGAUAAGAAUAGCAAUGGGGUUGAACUUGGAACUUUUGGUUCAGCUACUAUCACCAUAUACUCUGAUUAUUUCUGUGCAUCUCAGAUUACUUUUGAGAAUACAGUAGUGGCAAUACCAGGUGGGUUGGGGAUGCAAGCAGUGGCACUAAGAGUAGCAGCUGAAAGGGCAAUGUUUUACAAAGUAAAUGUGCUGGGUUCCCAAGAUACUCUCUUAGAUGAGACAGGCUCACACUACUUCUAUCACUGCCUAAUCCAAGGAUCAGUUGAUUUCAUUUUUGGCAAUGCAAGAUCACUAUAUCAGAAUUCAGUUCUUCGUUCGAUAGCCAACCGGUCAGGCGCAAUUGCAGCACAUCACCGAAAUUCACCUGAUGAAAAUACUGGGUUUUCGUUCUUGAACUGUACGAUCAGUGGAAGCGGAAUGAUCUACCUAGGGAGAGCCUGGGGGCCAUACUCAAGAGCAGUAUAUUCAUAUUGCGACAUGGGAGAUGUCAUAGCACCAGAAGGAUGGAGUGACUGGGGUGACCCAGAAAGGCAGAAAACCACAGUGUUUGGCGAAUUUCAGUGCAUCGGAACAGGAGCAAACACAACAAGGCGGGUGCCAUGGGCGAAGUCUUUCAGGAUUGACGAUGCUAGACCAUUUCUUGAUAUGGAGUUUAUUGAUGGCAACAAAUGGCUGAGACUAUAGCUUACAGAAACAAUUAGAUAAAAACCUGUGGGAUUAGUCAGGUCAACUGAUUAGCUCUAUAUUGUAAACAUGUACAUUACAGAGCAUACAACAUAUUCUUUUAGCUUGUCCCAAUUAUAAUUCAUUUACAAUUUAUCAACUCCACAAAAUAAUCAUACAUUUGAAUACAUUUACACUGGUCUUCAAGAACACAGUAUAUUUCCUUGAAGUGUCACUACUUUGUUAGUAAUAGAACUUUUGACCCAUCAUCCGGAGUAACCAACAAACAAUUUAGUAGUGGUGAAUUUCAUUUCACCACGACUUGACAUCAUACAACUGAGAAAAGUUCACACGGAUGUUACAACAGACAUAAGCAAAAGGCCUAAUCCACUUGAAAGGGAUUCUAAAUGACUCGAACUUGCUUCAUCGCAGGCAUUUCCUAGAAAUUUGUCUAAGAAAGCCGAUUUGGAAGACA